GAGUGUCUCGUUAUUUUACCGUUUUCAAAUUGAACACCCCGUAUACCUGCUUGAUCUUUCUGGCGUGCUUCUAAAGACCCUGUUUGCAAAGAAACCUGUUUGGUAUUUUGCCAAAUUUUUGCAUAUUUCAAUGUUUAAUUCAAGGGAACAUUAAGCAACAUUGCUUUCUCUCGGUUCAUCCUUAUUUAAACCUCUUUGUUUCGAUUUUUUCCGAGAACGGAAUCUGAAUUAUGCAUGCCAAGCAGCUAAGUAUUUCUGCAUUUAUAAAUUCAUACUAGUUUUGAAUAGUUUUCAUAAAUCUGAUGUAAACCCUGCACCAUUUGAACAUUUUACUCACGUUUCACUUUAUGGUGUUCGCAAAGAACAACAGUCUAUCCUUAUAGUAAAUAUACAGGGUGUUUUUUUUAUUAAGUAAGCACUCAUGUCUAUUAUCUGCGUCUUCGGCGCUCAGGAUGUUUACUCAUUGAAACCUUUUUCCCUGCCUCCUGUAUCUCCCACUAAAAUGUUCUUGCGUGCUUUUCGGCUUUCGACCCUUAAUUUCCGUUGGUUCUCCCAUAUUUCUUUGCGCUCAAAAUUAACGUGCCACCCCUGUACACAUUAAUAAGUAAAAAUAAAUAAAUAAGCCACCUUGUUGCAUGUACAAUCUACAUAUUGGCCAAUUCUUUGCAAUGUCAGUGGUACCGCUUUUAUAGCAAUUUGCGAUUGAUUGGUAGUAGAACUCGGGCGGUCGCAAGACCAUUAGAAAUGUGAAAAAUUGAAAAAUGUAUUAUUUCGGUGUUGUAUUUUUCCUAAUCGGUCUCAGUGAUUGUUUGAAAUUGUCGAAUUAUGGUGCAAACAGCACUGGCAUGGUUUCCGCAAAGGAAUUUUGCACAAUCGAUGCAAACAGGGUGGAAAAUGCGAGUCAAAGAAAUGUGGAGGAGUUGCAUCUGUUGAAAAUAUGGAAACAGUUUCCGGUGGAUCUGUUUUGGAAUGUUAGCAGUAUUUCCAGUGCCUGCCAAAGAGACUACCAAAGGUUCUGGGAUGGGGCGUUUCGAAAUGAGCUGGAUUCUUUAAAGUUAUUUGAUGCCUCAGCCAAACCACCAUCAGGCCUCCUCAGCGGCAACAUCAACCAAUUUGGAGACUUUGAAGAAUGCCUUCAAGUACCCAGAGCCCAAUACUGUCUAGCUCUAAUAGAUUUAGAGCCUCUAUGGAAGAAACCAUUACAUCAAUACAAAGACCUCAUCCAUUCGCACUUCAGCAUCACGGAAUCCUUCGACGAUCCAAGUCAUCGCGUUCCAGGUUUCUCCUUUGUUCGAUGGGGCUUUUGCAUACCACGUAGCUGUAAAGUUGAGGACCUGGAGAAUGCUUUGGAGGUGAAAAUUGGCGUGAGGACGAAAGUGAAACCUGGCAUGUGCCAGACAUGGGGCUUGAGCCCCAGGACAUGGACAUUUGGGGAUUACUUGGCUAGGGCGUACUUUGUUUCUCUGGCAAUAGCAGCUCUGAUCGGCACAGCAUUGGGGAAGAAGCAUGCGAUUUUUCUGCAAAAGCAUGCAAAAGCUCUACAGUUCCUCAAGUGCUUCGACUUCCAGGAGAACUUUCGUCAAUUAACUGAAAGGCCCGCAAACAGGAACGAGUACAAGUCGGUGCAUGGCGUGCGGUUCUUUUCAGCUUUGGCCUUGAUUAUGGCUCACAAAACCAUGGCCUUGCUGUAUAAUCCCUACAUCAACAAAGCAUGGAUGGCUGAGAGUCAAGCAAUGCGUUGGUCAGUUAUAGGCAGGAACGCCAUCAUCUACACCGAUUGCUUUCUAUUAGUGAGCGGACUGCUGAAUGCGAAGUCGCUGUUUGGGGAGCUGGAAAAGUCUGGAGUGAUACGUUACAAGGCCAAGCUCUACAGCAGACUCGUCAGAAUUGUCCCAGGCUUAUUAACAGUGAUCCUUUUCUGUACGUAUAUUCUGCCGGAUUUGGGCUCGGGACCUCUUUGGCCGAUGGUCGUGGACCAUCAUGCGGAAUUAUGCAAGCAAUACAUGUGGCGGAACUUGCUGUUUGUACACAAUUAUUUUGGAUUCGAGCGCAUGUGCUUGACCCACACGCAUCAGGUUGGAAUCGACAUGCAGCUCUUUCUAGUCUCCCCCGUGUUCAUAUAUGCCCUAUGGAGAAAUCAGCGUCUUGGCCUGUGGCUGAUUGGAGGCCUAUCGGCCAUUUCCUCCAUUUUGCGGUUUUACUAUACAUUUAGUUAUCAGUUGAGUCAUGUGGUCCAUUUCGGAAUCCCAAUAUCUAGAAUGUUCAACACAGCCGAUCUCUCCUAUAUUCUGCCGACCCAUCGAGCCUCGAUCUACUUUCUGGGCGUGUUAUUGGCCUGGUUGCUUCGACGUCCUCCCAAGACGUUCUCCAGGAAAAAGCUGCACUUGGUUUGGGGGUUGAUGUACACAGUGGGCCUGAUCACCUGGUUCGGGCCCAGUUUCAUGUGCGUUAAAGGCUACCAAUACCACAGUUUGGAAAGCGCCCUGUACAGCACGUUUUACCCUUACACCUGGGGAAUUGCCAUUGCCUGGAUCAUCUACUCCACAGAGUGUGGAUUUGGAAGCUGCUUUGGCCCGCUGUUAACGUGGAAAUACUUUCAAAUAUUCACCAAGAUUUCCUAUGGCGUCUACCUGAUCCAGUUUCCAGUGUUUUUUUAUAAUGUUGGGUCAACUAGGCAUGCCGGGGAGUUUCACAGCCAUCUAGUGUUUCCUUUGCAGGAGAUUGUGGUCAUUGUGGGGCUUUCAACGGUGCUGACGCUUCUGGUGGAAAUGCCCAGCCAAAAUUUGCACACAUUGGCAAUGUCCAGAAAAAAAUUGAAUAAAUGAUUGUUUAUUUUCCA
Dendroctonus ponderosae (mountain pine beetle) is the source of this 2839-nucleotide messenger RNA. Its product is annotated as nose resistant to fluoxetine protein 6. NCBI's taxonomy places the organism in Eukaryota, Metazoa, Arthropoda, Insecta, Coleoptera, Curculionidae. Gene Ontology annotation, molecular function: acyltransferase activity, transferring groups other than amino-acyl groups. The transcript has 12 exons. The coding region runs from base 762 to 2825 and encodes 687 amino acids. The record is from RefSeq and is a predicted model, not a curated record.